Molecule: messenger RNA, 1046 nt
Organism: Drosophila suzukii
Lineage: Eukaryota; Metazoa; Arthropoda; Insecta; Diptera; Drosophilidae
Gene: Rpi
Product: Ribose-5-phosphate isomerase
Biological process (GO): pentose-phosphate shunt, non-oxidative branch; D-ribose metabolic process
Cellular component (GO): intracellular membrane-bounded organelle
Molecular function (GO): ribose-5-phosphate isomerase activity
Source: RefSeq, a predicted model, not a curated record
CUUGAUCUCUGUGACAUUGAAGUUGCGAUUGAAACCGAAAGCUGUUAACCACAUGUUAUCUGGGUUAUUGCGACGAGGCGUCCAGCGACCGCGGUUCAUCCAAAAUCUCAGCGAAGCACUAUCUCUAGGGGCACCCCUACUCUACUCCCAGAUCCGCAACAUGGACGACAUUGCUCUGGAUGCGGCUAAGAAGACGGCGGCCCGCACGGCCGUGGAUCAGUGGGUCACGGAGGAUACGAAGAUUCUGGGCAUCGGGAGCGGCUCCACCGUCGUCUACGCAGUCCAGCGGAUCGCGGAGCGUGUGUGGAAGGAGGGAGAGCUCACGGAUCUCAUCUGCGUGCCCUCAUCCUACCAGGCGCGCCACCUGGUCCUCGACUACAACCUCAAUCUGGGCGAUCUGGACAGGAACCCCAACAUAGACGUGGCCAUCGACGGGGCCGACGAGGUGGACCGGCACAUGGUGCUCAUCAAAGGCGGCGGCGGCUGCCUGCUCCAGGAGAAGGUGGUGGCCUCUUGCGCCAAGCACUUCAUCGUGGUGGCCGAUUACACGAAGAACUCCAUCCGUUUGGGUGAGCAGUGGUGCCGCGGCGUACCCAUCGAGGUGGCUCCCAUGGCCUAUGUGCCCAUCAAGCUACACAUCGAGGCGCUCUUCGGCGGAGAAGCCUCCCUGCGGAUGGCCAAGGUCAAGGCUGGACCCAUUGUCACGGACAAUGGCAACUUCCUGCUGGACUGGAAGUUCAUCGCCAACCGGGAGUACGAUUGGGAUGAGGUAAACCGGGCCAUCACCAUGAUUCCGGGCGUCCUGGAGACGGGUCUGUUCGUCAACAUGGCCCACAAGUGCUACUACGGGAUGGCCGAUGGCACGGUCAAAGUUCAAAACAAGUAGUUGUAAGGGGUUUAUGAAUAAAGUUCAACUAUCUAACAUGUUUUCUUGAGAAGAGUUGGGGGUGCCAUUGUGGCGCUCCUUGCAUUUAUCUAUUACUGCAAAGUUCCUUAACGGUGAAGAUUUUAUAUAAAAAUAAUUAAAGAUUGAGUUACUAAACCUA